Molecule: messenger RNA, 2367 nt
Organism: Magnusiomyces paraingens
Lineage: Eukaryota; Fungi; Ascomycota; Dipodascomycetes; Dipodascales; Dipodascaceae
Exons: 1
Coding region: 1-2367 (788 amino acids)
Cellular component (GO): cytosol; nucleus
Molecular function (GO): cysteine-type endopeptidase activity; cysteine-type deubiquitinase activity
Source: RefSeq, a predicted model, not a curated record
AUGGCUGCAUCCUCUGUGGUUUUACCCAAACGCACCUCCGACGUUAUGGAGCAGCUCAAAGUUGCACGGCUCGACUUUGUGUCGGCCAAGUUUCCAGAAGCUGUUUCAACACGCCCAGCGUCGUAUAUCCAUAUUAAACCCAAAAUACCCCAAGAAGAAGAUAGUGAAGAAGAGCAGCUGCUCAAGAAUGAUGGGAGUGACGGUGACUCUGCCACAGCUUCUGAUGAAUCGUCCAAGAAGCAUACCGAAAGCGAGCAGUCUGAUGUUGACAUGUCGGAAUUUGAAGAUGCGAUUGAUUUCUCUGGCCCCGUUCAAAAAAAUAAGAAGAAAAAUGUUAUUUCUAAAAAAGCUGAAAAUAUAAAGUCUGAAUCUAGCUCAGAAGAAGACGAGAAUGAAGAAGACGAAGAAAGCUCUCAAGAUGAUGAUGAUGAGAAUACUGAAGACGAGUCUGAAGACGAGUCUGAAGACAAACCUCCCAUAGAAAAUACAAACCCUUCCGAAUCAACAGCCAUUCCAGGAAAAGAAGCAGUCCUCAAGAAGGAAAACUUUGAGUAUAUGACUCAAAAGGAAAAGAUCUUGUCGCGGAUACAAAAGGAAGAUGAUUACUUCCGUAUGGUGAAUAAAAAGUACACGUUUACAGAGCCCAACACAGACCCCAAAGACCGCGGCUCGCGUGCCGAAACUAGCCGCGUUAUGAAGACUUUCCCCAAGAAUAUGAGCGCGCCGCGAGGCCUUAUCAACAAUGGUGUGACUUGCUACAUGAAUUCUGCCGUCCAGGCCCUGAUACAUGUUCCAGCCAUGGCACGGUAUCUCACAGCUGUAAAUAAGGGUGAAUACAAAGAUACCAUCAGCCCUCGCUCAGUGACCCGCGACCUCGCACAUUUGUUUGCACGCAUGACGGAUGGAUCUAAUGGUCGCAAGAGCAUCUCGCCAAAACAGUUGAUUCGAAGGCUAGACGAAAUCAAUCCGCUCAUGUCUGAGUGGAACCAAGAAGAUGCACACGAGUAUUUUAUGUCACUCAUUGGGCGGCUUCAAGAAGACUCUGUACCUAAGGGACAGAAGCUCAAGUCGUCCAUUCUCCACGAAAUGUUUGGAGGCACUUUCCUUCAAACAGUGGUGUGUCAGGAAUGCAAAAACAAGUCUGAAACUCACCAGGACUUUUUUGAUAUUCAAGUCUCAAUUGACAAGCACGAGCUCAAGGUAAUGGGCAAGUCGACCCUCCGCGGAAGUCUGCGGCAAUACUUUGACCAGUCGUUUAUUAAAAAGUCUAAAAGCGAGGGCUACGAUUGUGAAAAGUGCAAGAAGAAGACGAGCGCAUCCACAAUCCAGCGCAUCGAAGAGGCUCCAGAGUACUUGAUUCUUAGUAUCAAACGCUACGAGUACACGUCGAACCGCAACUCGAGCCAAAAGAUUAAACAACAUUUGGCCAUUGCUCCUACAAUCGAGCUAACGCAAUAUGCCGUCAAUGAGGAGCCUAUGCGGUACCAACUUGUGGCCUUUACUGUCCAUGAAGGCCGCUCCGCUAGCAGUGGCCAUUAUGUUGCAUACUGCAUGCAGCCCGAUAAUACUUGGGCACUUUACGAUGACGAUUACGUUCACCAGCUUUCUGCCAAUCAAGUGUAUCGUUCCAAGGAUGAUGUUUACUUUUUAGUUUACACGCGAGUACGCGCAACACUCAAGGAAGGUGAAACACGUGAAGCCACGCCACCUGUUUUUAUGAAUGGUCUUGCAGAUGAAGACAAUGAGAAUGAAGAAGGUGAUGAAGAUGACGAUGAAGAAGAUGAUGAUGCUGAAGAGGGGGAGACUGGGAAGAUUUCAAAAGUUCAGAUUAGCAGCAAGAAAGCUAAGAAGAUGAAGAAGAACACAGACCCCUCUGGACUCUCUAGAAAACUUUCUAAUUCGUCACCUAAGGGUCACCGGUUCCCACUUGCUAGAAAGAACAGCGGCGACUCGAUUUCGUCAACAUCAUCAGUACGCAGUAGUGGUAAGAUUAAAAAGUAUGGCAAGCGACACCUACGCAAAGGCUCAUUUGGAAGUGCGGUGCAGUCACUGACACCUGUGAACAAUUUGAAAAAGUCGCGCAGUGCACCUGCCGGAAUGAAUGAGCUGGGGUCACAAAAGGAUGGCGAAGGAUCAACUUCCAAGUACUUCUCCAAGAAUAAUAACCACCAUCAUCAAUCAGGGAAAAAUGCCUUUUCCAAGCUUGCAGAAAAGUUCAGGCUAAACGGUGCAGGCAAGAAACGUAACGUGGCUGCCACUGUGAAUUCCAAGGAAGAACUGAAUCGUCCUGGAUCUAGUAAUAGUGAUUCCAGCCAAAAGAAACGCAAGCUGGAUAAAGACAUUGAUGAUAUUUUCAACCGACUUUAA